GACCCGCCCCCUUUGUGUUGUUUAUUAUCGCGAGAUCAGAUCACGGGAUUUGUGAAGGCCGGGGAUCUCAUUCAUCCUUCCGAGGCUAGAAAAUGACUACUCCGGACGUACGGCUCAACCAUACAAUCUACAUCAACAAUUUGAAUGAGAAAAUCAAGAAAGAUGAGUUGAAAAAGUCGUUGUACGCCAUCUUCUCACAGUUUGGACAGAUUUUGGACAUCUUGGUUGCACGAAACAUAAAGAUGAAGGGGCAGGCCUUUGUCAUUUUCAAAGAGAUUAACAGCGCUUCCAAUGCUCUGAGAUCCAUGCAGGGAUUUCCUUUCUACGACAAACCCAUGCGUAUCCAGUAUGCCAAGCUGGAUUCUGACAUCAUAGCUAAAAUGAAGGGGACUUAUGUGGAGCGUGACCGUAAAAAGGAGAAGAAGAAGAUCAAAGGAGCUGAUGCAGGUGGAGCUAAGAAGGGUGUCCCUGGAGCUGGUGGACCCAUGGUUGCUGGGGUACCGACUGCAAUGCCUGGAAUGCCGCCCAUGAGCCAGGCUCCCCGUAUGAUGCACAUGCCAGGCCAGCCGCCUUAUAUGCCCCCUCCUGGCAUGAUGCCUCCUCCGGGGAUGGGGCCUGGUCAGAUGCCCCCUGGUGCCAUGCCUCCUGGCCAGAUGAUGCCCGGACAGAUGCCUGGACAAAUGCCCCAGCAGGUUGCGGAAAACCCUCCCAAUCACAUCCUCUUCCUCACCAACCUGCCAGAGGAGACAAACGAACUCAUGCUCUCCAUGCUCUUCAACCAGUUCCCCGGGUUCAAAGAGGUGCGUCUGGUCCCUGGUCGCCACGACAUCGCCUUUGUGGAGUUUGAGAACGACGUGCAGGCCGGCGCUGCACGAGACGCACUUCAAGGCUUUAAGAUUACACAAGCGAACGCCAUGAAGAUCUCAUUCGCUAAGAAAUAAAACCUCCAGACUGGUCUUUUUC
Molecule: messenger RNA, 963 nt
Organism: Etheostoma cragini (Arkansas darter)
Lineage: Eukaryota; Metazoa; Chordata; Actinopteri; Perciformes; Percidae
Gene: snrpa
Product: small nuclear ribonucleoprotein polypeptide A
Exons: 7
Coding region: 93-941 (282 amino acids)
Biological process (GO): mRNA splicing, via spliceosome
Cellular component (GO): U1 snRNP
Molecular function (GO): U1 snRNA binding
Source: RefSeq, a predicted model, not a curated record